AUGCGUUUCACCUCCCUCCUAGUCGCUGCUACCGCGACAUUCACCCAGUGUCUCGCUGCGAGCUAUGGAAGCCAGGGUGAAGUUCCUGCUAUUCGCACGUACUUCAUGGUCGGCGGAGGUUAUGUAGAUGAUGGUGCGGGCGGAGAGAUCUUCCGCGAUCAGAUGUACGUGGAGAGACUGGUCCCUACCAAGGGACCUUACAAGUCCACGCCUCUCGUAUUCAUCCACGGACAGGCCCAAACAGGAACCAAUUUCCUAAAUAAGCCAGACGGAGGCCGUGGUUGGGCGAGCCAGUUCAUCAACCAGGGCUACGAAGUUUAUAUCGUCGAUCAGACCUUCCGAGGACGAUCGGCAUGGGCGCCCCUCGCUGGUGCUACCAAGCCCUCCACAUACUCGGCAGAGAUCAUCGAGCAGCGCUUCACUGCCGUGCAGGAGUUCAAUCUCUGGCCCCAGGCUGAGAAGCACACCCAGUGGCCUGGUACCGGCAAGCGAGGAGACCCUGUCUUUGACGCCUUCUAUGCUUCCAACGUCCAGUUCAUCAACAACGCCACCUACCAGCAGGAGACCGUCCAGGCUGCCGGUGCUGCCCUUCUUGACAAGAUUGGCAAGCCUGUUAUCCUCCUUGGUCACAGUCAAGGUGGUAUGAUGCCCAUUCUUGUCGCUGAUGCCCGCCCCAAGCUCACUAAGGGUCUCAUCCUUCUUGAGCCCUCUGGUCCCCCCUUCCGAGACGCCGUCUUCAGCACCAAGGCCUCUCGCGCCUACGGUCUGACUGACAUUCCCCUCGUCUACAGCCCUGCCGUCACAGACCCGUCCACCGAUCUUGUGCAAGAGGUCCAGCCCAGCCGUGGCGAGGACUUCGUCGAGUGUAUCCUCCAAGCCAAGAAGCCUGCCCCUCGCCGUCUCGUCAACCUUGCCAAGAAGCCUAUCCUCCUCCUCACUUCUGAGGCUUCCUAUCACAUGCCCUACGACUACUGCAUUGCUCGCUACCUCAAGCAGGCUGGCUGCUCCAAGACCAAGCACAUUGAGCUCGGUGAGGUUGGCAUCCACGGUAAUGGACAUAUGAUGUUUAUGGAGAAGAACAGUGAUCAGAUCCAGGCUCUUGUUGAGCGCUGGGUGCGAUCAACAUAA
Molecule: messenger RNA, 1128 nt
Organism: Fusarium mangiferae
Lineage: Eukaryota; Fungi; Ascomycota; Sordariomycetes; Hypocreales; Nectriaceae
Product: putative fusarubin cluster-esterase
Exons: 2
Coding region: 1-1128 (375 amino acids)
Source: RefSeq, a predicted model, not a curated record